This is a messenger RNA of Cryptococcus wingfieldii CBS 7118, 2295 nucleotides long. Its product is annotated as anaphase-promoting complex subunit 3. Lineage: Eukaryota; Fungi; Basidiomycota; Tremellomycetes; Tremellales; Cryptococcaceae. Gene Ontology annotation, molecular function: protein binding. Bases 1 to 2295 code for a protein of 764 amino acids. The record is from RefSeq and is a predicted model, not a curated record. Gene Ontology annotation, biological process: cell division. The transcript has 7 exons.
AUGUCUGCGCACCUCCACCGCCGCCUCGCCGCCCUCGCCGCCUCCUGCCCGCCGCCCUCCGCCCUCUUCUACGCCCGCCUCUUCCUCGCCCUCGCCCCCGACCACCACGACGCCGCACACGCCCUCGCCCUCGCAUUCCUCGCAAACCACCAGCCAUACAACGCCAUACACCUCCUCAGAGACACCACAGGUCUCGACACCCUCGACCAGCACCUCCACCUCACAGCAGAGCCCACCCCAAACGCCUGCUUUGCCUGUGCACUCGUCGUCGCAAACGCCUGCGACCGUCUCGGCAGGUACACCGAGGGACAAGCCGUCCUCGCCAGGGCACUCAAGAGAUGUCCAGUCACCAACAUCACCUUCCCCUCUCCCGUGUCAUCGCCAGCGACCGCGCAUCUGCUCCUGGCGACCCUCUCGCAGAAGAGCAAGGCGACAGAGACAGCGGUAGAUAGCUACAAAAAGGCCCUCGAAGAAGACCCAUGGCUGUGGGAAGCGUUCACCGGACUGUGUGAUAUCGGUGCACAUCCACCCGUCGAGCAACUAUUCCCUAUCCCAACCUCACACCCGCUCUCUCGCUCGAAUACUUCCCGGUCAUCUAGGCCCCCAUUAUCACCCAAUCUGCAUAGACAAAAGUCGCCUGCAGAUCUCGCGCCAGGUAUACUGAGGGCGCAAGGGAGUGGCAGCAAUGGUAACUCCAACGUCCCUUCCAAUGGCGGCGGCCUCUUCACCCCAGACGUUGGUGGCGCCGAAAGAAAACUCGGAAUGCUGGGCAACACGUCCGCUUGGGACACAUCUUCCGUCAUGGGUGACUCGACAUUUGCGCUCACCUCAGAGCCCCCGUCCAAACGACCCUUCCCCACAUUCAUGUCCCAAGCCACCUCCUUCCUCCCCUCAUCCCUCCGCGGCGGCACAAGCACACCCGCCAACCCCAACGUCAGCGACUCUCCCCCCAAACUGCAAAUUAAACGUGCCCGCGGCAAAGACGUCAAGAAGGCUGCCGAAACGCCCCAGAAUCAGAUGGGGCCCUUGGCUAGGGAAUUGCGGCCGAACGGCGCCAUGAGAGGGUUGGAUGAUGACGGGAUCGUGCGAAGAAGCUCGAGGCUGAAGACCGGGACGGCCAAACCUAUCGCCACCAAGCCUACAGCGCGCAGUGUCAGGUCGCGCUCGGCAGCUUCCUCUGCAUCGACCGAUAUACCUUCCCCUCCCGCUUCCGCGCAAUCGCAAUCAUCGCAAGCUCAAGCAAAAAUGCAGGCUCAAGCACAAGCACAAGCACAAGAGGCACUGCUCCAGAGUGCGGCCGAUGACUAUCUUCGGGAUAUCGUGAGAAAAUGUGCACAAACUUAUAGGAGCCUGAGUAUGUACCAGUGUGAGCAGGCACUCAAAGAUAUAGAUCUUUUGCCCAAUGAGCUCAAAACAAGUCCUUGGGCACUCGAUAUCUUGGGCCGAACGUUCUACGAGAUGGCUAAUUAUCCCAUGGCUCGCCAGGCAUUCGCCUUUCUCCAACAGCUCGAACCCUACCGCCUUCAAUCCAUGGAACAAUACUCUACCCUCCUCUGGCAUCUCGACGAUCUCCCCAUGCUCUCCCACCUCUCCCAAACCCUCAUAUCCAUCUCACGCACCUCCCCUCAGGCGUGGAUAGCCAUCGGCAACUCGUUCUCUCUCAAAGGCGAGCAUGAUGAGGCCAUGAGAUGUUUUAGGCGGGCAACGCAGGUUGACCCUGCAUGUGCGUAUGCGUGGACGUUGUGCGGGUAUGAGGCGGUUGAAAUGGAAGAAUUCGAGAGGGCGCUGGUGUUCUAUCGUACAGCCAUCAGGACUGAUACGAGACAUUACAAUGCUUGGUACGGAAUGGGAUUAGUCUAUCUCAAGACCGACAAGCCUGCCUAUGCCGAACAUCACUUCAAAAGAGCAGUCGAAAUCAACCCCACCAAUGCUGUCCUCCUGUGCUGCGUCGGAAUGGCUCUCGAGAAAUCCGACGAUAUCGUCCAAGCCAUUCAUUACUAUGAGCUCGCCUCAAGAUAUGCCCCCCACUCGCCCAUGGUCCAGUUCAAGCGUAUCCGCGCCCUUGUCUCGCUGCAGCGGUACGACGAAGCCAUCUUGGCCCUCGAACCCCUCACGCAUACCGCGCCGGACGAGGCCAAUGUGUUCUUCUUGCUGGGUAAAUGUUAUCUCAAGAGAGAUAGGCGUGCAGAGGCGACCAAGGCGUUGACGAUGGCGAGGGAAUUGGCGCCCAAGCUGGAGGGCGCCAUCAACUCUGUGUUUUUGGCGAAUGGAGACGAGCUCGAGGAAGAAGAUUAG